CUGUUAACACAGCACACAGUCCUGUCAAGAGUUUCACAUCAUAACGGAAUAAAUUAUCCUCAUCAGUCCCACACUAACAUUUAAUACACCGCGUAAACAUAAUAACGUCUAAGAAGAACAUGGCAACACAGAUACUGUUGUCGUUUUUGCAGCCUUUAUCCCGAUUUUGUUUCCUGGCUGAAAGUGGAGGGCAAAGUCAUAAUGUGGAAAUAGAAGGAUUAGAGAGGAACGCAUCUGUACCGGAGUCAGAUAUGAAAGUCCUUGGUAGAACGCCUCUUGGGGCACAAGUGGGUGACACACUGUAUAAAAAAUGACAUGGCAUAUGCCUAUUGGUGGCCUGCGCUGCAUCUGUUCAGAGAGGGCCCUUUCUUUCUGAUUUAAUAGGCAAUAUAGUUACAUCGACUUGAUUUUAUUAGUUAUAGAUAUAAAGGAGUCAAAGACAGUACAGAAAUAGCUCUUCAACGCAACUAUUUCAGAUGUUAGGAUGGUUAAGUGAAGUAGGUCCAAUCCACAAAGUAACCUCACUUAGGCCUAGGCCUAUUAUAGCCUAGGCUAACGAUACAUUUUAAAGUUGGUGUAGCCUAUACAAUAUCUGGUUUAUCGUAUUUAUCGUAUGUCAAACAAUUACAUACAACUGCAGAUAUACUAGGCUACUAUCCCAGUAAAAUACAAGCCUCAUUAGAAUGCACCACUGACUGUAUAAACUGCACAACCAUACCACCUCGCAUUCAGAGGCGACAAAACUAUGACGAGAAUGGGGCGGUCUUAAUUCAAAACUGGCCAGGUAGGCUGGAGGAUCAUUCAACACAUCGCCUUAAAAGUCUUACUUGAACAGGUGCGUUUGUCUAUCAUUUUAAGUGUGCAGAAAACCCUGUUUGCCACAAUGCCGGAGUCGGACAGGUAUCGCCAAAGGGAUGAUCCCCGGCAUAAAAGCAGAGAACGGGAGCAGUCUUCGAACUACACAAGAGAAGAUGAGAGUCAAACUGAGAACUAUUAUGAGAGGAGAAAUAGGACAGAAUAUAGAGAAGAGAGGAACCACAGCAAUGGCAGGAGUAACACAGAGAGGAAUUAUUCUGAAAAAGAGAGGGAUGCCUACACUCACCCGGACAGGACUAACUAUGACUCUCAUCAACACCAAGGUCAUAGAAGACAGUACACAGAAAGUCCUGUGUCCUCUUACAACCAGAAUGACCCACAACGUCGGGAGGCACUUUACAAUCUGAGAUAUUUGGGCACAGGAAGAGGAAUUUGCCAGGCAAUGGAGGCAUUUCUCAACAUGUUGAUCAUUAUCUGUGCUGGAGUUUCUCACAGCACAGCUGGGCAGUACCGUGACCUGGCCAGCCUUGGAGGCGUGUAUGCAUACUACUUUGGAGGUGCCAACGCUUUCACCGGUGCAGAGGCCGACCGGGUGAAGCAACUUGACAAACAAUUCUAUCAGCUCAAGCUGCCUCCAUACAUCUUCAGCAUGGCAUGUGGAGGGGCACUGAUGGGUUAUGCUUGCGCCAUGCUGUUUUUGGGGAUCUUUCGUGUGCCAUUCCGUUGGCCAUUGACAUUACUGGUGGAAGCCAUUCUGAAUGGCCUGAUUGGUUUAGGCUAUAUCCCUGCAGUGGCAUUCUACUUCAUUAAACUUCAAGAGACCUACAACCACCCCAUUUGUAAGGAGAGGGAGGAACUGUACAAGAGUAAAGGUCAUCAAGGCUUCCAGUGCUCCUUCCAUGGGGCAGAUAUUGCAGGAGGUCUAUUUGGGGUGCUGGGGAUCUUUCUUUUCCCCUUUGCUGCAGUGCUGGCUAUUAAGGCUUUCAGGGCAGUCAGAGAGCGCAAGAAGCAGAGAGAGCUGGAGAAUGAGCAUUUGUAGAAAGAGUCUUCCGCAGGCUUUUUUGUUCGGAGUAGAGGUAUUCAGGGGUUCAGGAUGCUCUGAGAACAAAUUUCCCCUCUGGACACAAAAGUGAGACAGAUCUGUUACUGGUUAUUUGUUACUGAAAAUGGACAGAAAAUACAUUUUACUACAGAACACAUCAUUGGAAUUUCAUAUCUAAGCACUACAGCGCAGGAUACACUAUUUGCACUAAAAAACUGAGUAGUCAGAUUUUUUUUACAUUUAAGUGCUGAAACAGAGAAAAAGGGCACCUGGAUCUUCUUGCCAUUUGUAACUUCUUUUGGAUGGACACUUUUACAUUCUGUUUAUCUACAGAUUACCAUGUGUAGUUACAGUAUCAUUUAAAAAUCUGUAGUUGUCUUUACCUUUUGUAUAAAAGCUGUAUAGUCAUAUACAGCCAUUUUCACCAGACAGUGUAUGAAAAUCUACGGUAUUUAGAUGUGUUUUUAAGUUUUUCAUUUAUAAUGUAUACAUGAGCCAUUUUAAUAAAUACUAAUUUCUCUACAUAUUUUUACCAUUGUCUUUGCACCCACAGAUAUAACCAGAGCAUACCAAAAGACCUACAUUUUUCUUUGGGGGUGAACACAAAUAAUCUAGUGUUCUGAACAGGCACCUUUUGUUCACAAAACUAGAACCUAAUACACAUUCAAUGACACUCGAUCAGUUUCGUCGGGAAAUCUCACCUAACUAGUUUGUCCUCUUUUGAAGUGGAGAGCAAGGUAUGAACUUGCUUUGUUUAUGUGCAACAGCACCGCAAUCUUCGUCUUGUGAAGAUAACGCAACAGUAAGGCAUUUUAAUCUAAAACUAUAGUAAUUGAACUAACCAGCUAAAAGUCAACAGACCUGCCUUGCAAACAGCAACAUCACACAACACAUGACCAUAUACUGUCAACAUUUGAAGACACUAUAUAAACUAGUUACCUAGAAGAUGUUAAAAAUCUGAAUAAUGCCUUUGACACCCAGAUUUGUUAUAUAUAUAUACACACGUGUGUGUAUAUAUAUAUAUAUACACACACACACACACAUGCUCACACGUAUAACACCCACUUGCAUAUUUUUCUAAAUGAUAAAUAUUAUACAGCUAUCACAUUCAGUUAUAGGAGUCAAUUACUGUGAACAUCAAGGUAAACAAAUAAAACCAUGAGCACAAACGUGUUCUAUUCUAAUUGAUGUCUUCAUAUUCAUAUGAUGACUUCUGGUCUGUAGAAAGUAAUGUGGACAAUGGAAUUUCACAGUAUAAAUUUUUAUUGCUACUUCGCUGAAAAGUUAAUUAAAAAUACAGCUUUUCUGCUCAAAACUAUUCAUAGCAGCAUCUCCCAAAAAGAAAUAAAGG
Clupea harengus (Atlantic herring) is the source of this 3209-nucleotide messenger RNA. It is a transcript of the gene marveld3, whose product is annotated as MARVEL domain containing 3. The record is from RefSeq and is a predicted model, not a curated record. Lineage: Eukaryota; Metazoa; Chordata; Actinopteri; Clupeiformes; Clupeidae. Gene Ontology annotation, cellular component: membrane.